AUGUCCCCUCAUCGCGUUUUCACCGGAACGAAUGUCUUUGUGGACGGUACCCUGAAGCCCGCCACGCUCGUCGUCAAUGUCGCAACCGGCACAAUCAGCGAGGUCUACGACAGCGCACGCGCCCGGACGAGCUUCCCCGAGGUCGACGACGCGAAUUGGAUCGACGCAGGGGACAAGUACAUCCUCCCCGGUCUUGUAGAUGCCCACGUCCACCUCAACGAGCCCGGCCGCACCGACUGGGAGGGCUUCUGGACCGGCACGCGCGCUGCCGCGUCUGGCGGCGUAACGACGGUCGUGGAUAUGCCCUUGAACUCAAUACCCCCCACGACAAGUGUCGAGAACCUCGAGGACAAGCGGGUGGCCGCGAAGGGACAGUGCUGGACGGAUGUCGCCUUCUGGGGCGGCGUCAUCCCCGGGAAUCAGACUUUUCUACGGCCGUUGAUCGACGCUGGCGUGAAAGGCUUCAAAUGCUUCCUCAUCGAGAGCGGCGUAGAUGAGUUCCCAUGCGUGAAUGCGACGGAUCUCAGACUCGCCAUGGAUCAACUCAAGGACACAUCCACAGUCCUGUGUUUCCACGCCGAGCUCGACAAGCUCAAUCAUCCCGCGCCGAGCACUGACCCGACCGCCUACAGCACCUUCCUCGCCUCGCGCCCGCAGCAGCUCGAGGUUGACGCGAUAGAGCUCAUCAACACUCUCCACAAGCAGUACCCCUCCCUCCGGUUGCACAUCGUCCACCUCUCCGCGGCCGCCGCGCUCCCGCUCGUGCGCGCGGCCAAGGCCGCGGGCCUGCCGCUCACCGUCGAGACGUGUUUCCACUACCUCUGCCUGAAGGCGGAGCAAAUCCCCGCGGGGCGCCCCGAGUUCAAGUGCUGCCCGCCCGUGCGCGAGGAGGGCAACCGGGAGCAGCUGUGGGACGCGCUCCUUGAGGGCACGAUUGACUGCGUGGUGAGCGACCAUAGCCCGUGCGUGGCGAGCCUGAAGUGCCUCGACGACGGGGAUAUCAUGAAGGCGUGGGGUGGGGUCAGCACGCUUGGGCUCGGGCUGAGCUUGCUGUGGACGGAGGGGCGCAAGCGCGGUGUGGGGAUCGGAAGGAUCGUGGAGUGGUGCGCGGGAAAGACGGCGAGGCAUGCGGGCUUGGAUAUGAGGAAGGGCACACUGAAGAAGGAAUACGACGCGGAUCUAGUCGUGUGGGACCCGGAGGCGGAGUUCACGGUGACGAAGGAGUCAUUGAACUUCAAGAACAAACUUACCCCGUAUGAGGGUCUGACGUUGCAAGGACGGGUGGAGAAGACCUACUUGCGCGGGCAGCUUGUGUACGAUCGUAGGGCUGGGGAGUUCGAGGGGCUACAGCCUGUCGGGCAGCUGCUUUAA
Messenger RNA from Rhodofomes roseus, 1371 nucleotides. RefSeq names its product allantoinase. Gene Ontology annotation, biological process: allantoin catabolic process; purine nucleobase catabolic process. Gene Ontology annotation, cellular component: cytoplasm. NCBI's taxonomy places the organism in Eukaryota, Fungi, Basidiomycota, Agaricomycetes, Polyporales, Fomitopsidaceae. The transcript has 6 exons. Gene Ontology annotation, molecular function: allantoinase activity; cobalt ion binding; zinc ion binding. The coding region runs from base 1 to 1371 and encodes 456 amino acids. The record is from RefSeq and is a predicted model, not a curated record.